Molecule: messenger RNA, 1752 nt
Organism: Chaetomium strumarium
Lineage: Eukaryota; Fungi; Ascomycota; Sordariomycetes; Sordariales; Chaetomiaceae
Exons: 1
Coding region: 143-1699 (518 amino acids)
Source: RefSeq, a predicted model, not a curated record
CUAACACGCCCCAAAGCACACCGAGCUGAAUCCCCGACUUUGGUCCCUGAGGGUGAUAACGGUUCCGUUUUUUCUAAACCAGACCAUGACUAUACUAAGCCAAUACCUUCUGGGGAGAUAGACAACCUGAACUUAUCUCAUUAUGGUCUCAUCAGGCGCGGUUGCCAUCAAGGACAUCCAGAAACCACUUGAGCCUUACAUUCGGCCCCGAGAAGAAGUGACUCGUGUAAGGCAACUCCUGGCCGCCCACCUCGACUCGUGCCUCCAAGAUGGCGCUGCGGUUGGGCCUCUGGCUCUCGUUGACGCCAGCAACAUCGAACCCUCCCCAGCGUCCCGUGGUCUGCAGAAAGAAUAUCUCGAGGCAUUGAGCGCAAACCUCGAGGCUCGCAAUGAACUGGCCGCUUGUUGUCAGGAACGGAGUCAGCCCGAAAAAGAGGUAGAUAUUACUGGGCAAGGACUGGGACUCUUGCAAGCACAUCUCGCGAGAAUCCGUCUCCGACAAAGACGUGAGAAGCUGCAGGCCAUAGAGGGUGCCCUCAACUCGUUCGGCCAGAAACCGGCAGCAUCUCCCGGCUUCUUAGACGCUGGAGAGAUCUUCAGGGACUCGAGGCCGCUCCCGCAAGUACCCAACGACUUGGUCACCGCCCUCACAGUAGACAAGGCCACAUCCGGCCCGCAACUGAAGGAAUUGAUCGAUCAACUAGAGAAGCACGUUCUCCAGACGAAGCUUGUCUUGAGGCGCGAGGAGCAAUUGCUGGAGAAGGUGAAGUCGCGGACCACGGCCAGAGCAGAAAGCAUCAGUGAAAGCGCGAAAUUCGAAGCAUUGAGCAGGACCAGAGCUGAACUCAUCAACUGGAUAGAGACCGAGCUCGCGAAGACCGGAGGUGAUGACGGUGAUGUGGAAGCGCAAGAUUCCCAGAAGCACCAUGCUCCAACGAGCUCCGUCAACAUGGAGGAACAGCUCAUCAGUAUCAGGGAAAAGUACACACAAUACCUCGACGCCCGAAGGGUUCUUCUUGAGCUUGUCAGCCAGCAGGCCCAACCGGUCAUCGAACCACCAACAAAGAAGGCGGAAGCACAAACUCCUGCAGCACCAGGACCACAACCCACCGCACAUCUGCUGUCCCCGUACCUUAGCCAGCUGCUCUCUAUCGCCCGCGAACAGAAGGGGCUCAUAGCCCAGAAAGCCCACCUCAACUCAAGCAUUUCCAAGCAGGUGAAAGAGAACGGCCAGGUCGUUGACCACUUGGCCGAGGAAAGCCAGCUGAUACCAGCGCAUCCGAUGCCGGGAGUGCCGCAGGCACAUACAACAUUGGCCGAUGCUACAUCGACUAUCCAAGGUUCCGGCAUAUCUGAUCGCGUCAAGCCCUGGGUAUUCGCCGCCGACUCCGCCAAAAUCUCGACGCUGGAAGCCGUGGCCGAGCAGAUUGAGGAGGGGCAGAUUGCCCUCGAGGGUUCGGUGCGUACGCUUGGGGAGAUUGAUGAGUUACUCGGGUUAUCUCCGCUUGAUAGAAAAGAGGACGGGGAGCCUGCCGGCGAGGAUGAUGUCUGGCUGGCCACGAGUCAGCCUUCCGGAAAGACGGCUGGGCCGAGAAAGCAUACAGGUCGAACGGCAAAAAAACCAGCACGAUAUGCGAGUGUGUGGGACAAGCUGGAUGGAAACCUCGGGCUCCUUCGGUCGGACAAAGAUACCGCUUGAAUUGAACAGCAGUGUACACCAUGGCCGCAGUCCCGUCCUGCUCCGAAACGCCU